ACUAAAUAUCUGACGAGAUGGGGAAGGAAGAAAAGCUUAUCAACACUGGUGACAGUGAUUGUAAACUCUUUCAUACCAGACUCGGAAAAACAGUUUGUAAGCAAGAAUGUGCUGGCUGGCAGCAGUCACAAACAAUACAACAAAUCGCUACCAGUUUUUCUGAAAGAUAAACCAAAAAAAUUCAUCAAACAUGUGAUGGACCGGUGGGAUAGAGUGGAGGCUACCUCCAUUAAAGAGAAUGGGUGUGAGUUCACUGUAGGUGAAUAUACGGUAAACCUUUCAAACCCAACAUGCUCUUGUCUCGAUUUUAAAGAUCGAAAUUGGCCAUGCAAGCAUAUGCUUGCAAUCAUAAUGCAUUGUCCAAGCCAUACUUGGGAUUCUCUUCCAACACAGUAUACAAAGAGUCCAUGUUUUAACCUUGACAAAGACUGUCAAUCGUUAGACAUCGUGUCUGAAGAAAGAUCUGUUGUUCUUUCAAAUGACAAACUUCGUGACAAAUGUCUCACUGUAUUAAAAGAAGCCACAAAUGCAUUGUAUACAGUGGACAGUGCAGACAUCCUUGAAAGUGUCCAUAAUGAGGUUAUUAAAUUGAAAGGUAUCAUCGAAAAAGGUCAAUACACAGGUGCACUUCGUGAAAAAGAAAGAAGGAAUAAAAGACCUACAAAAAGAGCACGGAUGCAAAUGAAGCAAACAGAACAAAUACACUCUGAACAAUCUGAAAUGGAGGAUGAAAUAGACAGAGUGUUGUUUGACAUCUGGGACCAUCCAGAGACACGUGAACAGAUAUUGAAGGUCGGUUCUUUCACCGUAUGGAACAACUCGUUCCAUUUUCUGAAGACCAUGCUUCCCGAUGAGAUAAUGGAUGCAUUUUUACAUCUGCUGUGUUUGCCUUUGGAUGGCAGUCUCCAUGUAGCAAGUACAGUAUGGACUGCCAUAUUUUUGGGACAAGACCCUGAUAAACACAGGUAUUUAAGCGAGGUGCAGAUACUGGAGUAUGAUCAUCUGGUUGGAGCAGUCAAUGAGGGUGGAUUCCACUGGUCUCUUAUAGUUGUGCAACCGAAAGACAACAAAGUAUUGUACAUAAAUCCGAUGGGGGAGCAGAAUGUUUCCCAGCAACAGAUCCUGCAACACUGGAUUAAAUUUGUGCACAUUCGGCGCUCAUCCAGCAUUGAUAUGGGCGGACCAACACAUUGGAACAUACUCUGCCCACGUCAUGCAAAACAGUCAGAUUCAAUAUCUUGCGGUGUCUACGUUUUAAAGUUAGCAGAAUGCUACCUGCAGAAUCAAUCCUUAGAGUUUGUGCUCAGCAAAACACAACUACUAGAAGAACGGAGACGAAUAGCCAGAAGACUGCUUUCUGAAGGGGAAAUCAUUGGAGGUCAUCUAGAAGAGAUAGCAAGUAGCCCAUCAGUUGAACAUGAGCACUUGGACCAGCUGACAAACACCUCUGCCAUGGAGAUGGAAGUGCCAGACACUGACCCAGUAGUGGAUGAUGUGGCAACAACCAGGCACUUGGACCAGCUGACAAACACCUCUGCCAUGGAGAUGGAAGUGCCAGACACUGACCCAGAAGUGGAUGAUGUGGCAACAACCAGGAACUUGGACCAGCUGACAAACACCUCUGCCAUGGAGAUGGAAGUGCCAGACACUGACCCAGUAGUGGAUGAUGUGGCAACAACCAGGGAGUCAAGAUAUCCAGUCAGAGCAAGUACAUCAAAGGCACCUUUUCGCAGAGAGUCCUUUAUUUAUUAUGGACCUAAGAGAGUCAAAGAAACUCAUUGUCUGUGCAACAUGCCGGAUGAUGGAAGAGAGUACUGGCAGUGUGAAGGAUGCCUUAAAUGGUUCCAUCCGGAAUGUGUUGGUGAGUCGGUGGAACCAGAAAAGUACACAUGCGCAUCAUGUUCACACAAGGAUCUUCCACAGGAAAAGAUAUUUGAGAUUCCAGAACUUUUCAAGACUAUUAUAGAUGAGGAGGAACAGGGUGAGGGCACAUUUUUUAUCUGUGCAAAGGACGCCUGUGAUAAUAUGGCUGCAGGAAUCAGCAGAGCCAGCAUGAUAUUGAACCAUGUAGGAUCAUCAAGCCCUCUUCCAUGGAUGAAUUCUGCUAACCAGUUUAUGGCAGGCAACCGGCAAGUGAAAAAUGGGUUUGGAUUUGCCAUCUUCAGCUGUGUGGCCAUAGAGUGUGUGAGACACUACAUUAAAGACGAACUGAUGGAACAGAAUGAAGAUGAACCAUACUAUUCUGUCGUAAAACAGUUGCGGGGGGUUAAAGAUCCCAACCUCAAAGCUUAUCUUGCAAAGGAUAAAUACAUGCACAACGAAUUUAUCACAGAAGUGCUGCUUCCUGAAGCCUUGAUAGGCAUUUUCCAAGCCUUUACUAAAUGCAGCUACCAAGAAGCCCAUACUGAAUGCAGUUGUGUCGUUGGACAAUCUGCAUUAAAGGCUUUAAAAAAUGCCUGCGAAAUAAGUGAGUCAAAGCGGACACAGUUGAUGAGGAAAUAUGCAUCCAGCAUUGGAAGCUAAAUUUUUCUUUAAAAAAAUACAAUUAAUUUAAUGAGGUAGUUUACAUAAUGCCCUGUCUGUUGGUUUGUUUGUUUGUGCAAACCUUAGCAUUUGCAAUAACUUUUGCAAUAUUAAAGGUAGCAACUUCAUAUAUAGCAUGCAUGUGUAUCUCAUGGAGCUACACACUUUGAGUUGUGUAAGGUCAAGGUAUUCGUUUUUUUGGUAAAAUUGAUGAAUAAAUAUGACAUCUCUUCGCAUUGUUUUAAAAUUAAUACACAACUUGUUUCAGAAACAUUGUUUAAUAACAUUAGAUUGUCAUUUAUUCAAUUUGAAAGUUGUCAAAAGUAAUUAUUUCUCCCUAUACGGUAGCUUUAGGUAUAUGUGAUAUAUCAUAAGAAAACUAAUCUUCAUUGCAUUACAAAUUAAUUAAGCAUUCUUUACAUUUGCUUUUAUGACACAAAAAAAACUAGUUUAGACUUAUAAAAUUGAUCAAAUAAUUAUUUGAACAUAAAGUUUGACCAGACUGUACAAUUUAAACACAAAAGUUUAUAACGACAUGUAUCUUGUGCUUUGCAUUUGUUAAAAAGUUGCCUUAUAAUUGUGCGAACCAGGUCUUCUCAAAUUAAAAAUGCAUCUUAUUCAAAGGUGAUCAGAACUAAAUGUGUUUUUUUUUAAUAAUUCAGGGAUAAAAAAAUCAGACUAAGAAACCAUAUGCAAUAAUUCAUAGUCUGUAGUCCUCACAGAGAGAAACUUCAAUAAACAAUAUGUUGUUAUUAUAUAAUACCUUCGUGUUUGCCUCACGGUUGCCUAUUGAUUUGUUUAAAAAUAGGAAGUUUAUAAUGAGGUAUAUAACACACAGAAAUUUCAUAAUUGAAUCAUUUUAUGCUCCUCCAAAAAAUUCUUGUCUGAGCUUUUUCUCAGCAACUUGUUACGGGAAUUCAAUGAAACUUUAUGGGAAGCUUCACUUCCAACAGGAGAUGUGCAUGUUAUCAGCCAGUUAUGGUCGGAUGAUUUUUCACAGAGUUAUGGCCCAUUGAAAUUUUCCAUUAACUGUAAAUAUUGUGCAUUCUUGUUCGGGCUAUUUCUCAGCAACUAAUGUCUGCAAUUGAAUGAAACUUUAUGGGAAGCUUCACUACCAACAGGACAUGUGCAUAUUAUCAGCAAGUUAUGGUCGGAUGAUUUUUCAUAGAGUUAUGGCCCUUUGAAAUUUUCAAUAUACUGUACAUAUAGUGCAAUUCUUGUCCGGGCUAUUUAUCCCCAACUAAUGACUUGAAUUCAAUGAAGUUUUACGGAAAGCUUAACUGCCUUGAAGAGAUGCGCGUGUUAUUUGUGGGUUCUGGUAAGAUGAUUUCUUUAGAGACUUAUGGCCCUUUGAAAUUGUUAAGAUGCUAAACCAUCCAUCGUAUUAUUUUGUCCAAAGUUAUGCCCCUCAAGAUGUUUCCUUUUAUCUGAAUAUAUAGUGCAAUAUUGUGACAAAAAAAAACUUUGUGGAGCUUCAUCCGUCUCUGACGGCUUGUUUUAGUUAAAUAUUAUUUGUAAAUCCCAUAUUAAUAAGUUGUUACCAUUAAGUUUUAUGUUUUGCUAUGAAAGUAAAGCAUUUGAUAAUUGUAAGUUGUUUUAUAUAGUUCAAUUGAAUGUCUAUUGUUUUGUUUUAAAAUAGGCAACAUUUUGUGAUGCUGACAAUUAGAUCAACAUCAUAAAUUCUUAACUUGCAUUUCAGACAAAGACCAAAUAUGAAAAAAAUCAUUGUUUUCUGUCUUCUGAGAAAGAAACUUUAAUAAAAACAAAUAUAUAUCAGGUCAGGCAAUACAUAUGUUUGUGUCUUAGUAAUAUCACGGUACUCACUUUUAAAUCACUAUUAUAGCUUUGUUUUGCCUCACGAUUGCUUAUUGUUUCAUUUAGAAAAGGCAGUCUAUACUGAGGUAUAUAACACACAGAAAUGUCAUAUUUGAAUAAUUUUCUAUUUAUUGUAGCACUUGAUAAAUGUAAGUUCUUUAUUUAGUUCAUUCGAAUGUCUAUUGUUAACCAAAUUUUCCAAGGGAAAAACUGUUUAUUAUAUUGGCAGAUGUCAGAUGUUUAUAUUUUUAUAAAUAUAUUGCAGUUUUUCAAUUUCAACCGUACCUGAAUAUAUGCAAUGUCAACAAGUUUCGAGUAAAUUUAUCAAAAUUAGAUAUGUCAUCACAUAGAUUAAAUAUCGAGACAGGCAGAUGGGCUAGACCUACACCAAUUCCAUUAGAUCAAAGAAAGUGUACUGUUUGUAAUAAACUCGAAGAUGAGUUUCAUUUUUAUCUUGAAUGUACAAUAUAUACUGAACUGAGAUCAAAAUAUAUUCCAUUGUAUUACAGACAACGACCAAACAUGUACAAAUUUAUCGAGCUAAUAACAUCAAAUAAUUAACUAUUAAUAAGAAAAUUUAGCUGUUAUAUUUAUCACUCUUUUAAGGUUCGAACGCAUAAUACAUAUGUGUCAUCAAUUUGAUUUAUUCUGAAAUGUUUUGUGCGGUACAUAUCUUGUUGUAACUUUAAUUGCAUUUAGUAUGUACUGCAUAUUAAUUGUUGGGAUAGUACCUCAUAUGUAACGUGUUUUUAUUCACGUGUUUUUUAAUCUGUCUUUGUGUUUUAACGGUCACCUUCAAUGGACUGUCAAAACUGUAUUUGAAUGUAUUUAAUCAAUUGCCAUUAUUAUCUUUUUAAUUAAGGUUAUAUUAUAGUAUCGUUUCUGUUCCUAGAUGUAUUCUACGAUAAUAUGGCUGCAUUUUUAGAACUGUUAUGCACUGAUUUACAACUAUUAUGUCACAUUAAAUACUGUACUUGUACCAUCUAUAUUUUCAUAGAGCAUACUACAUGACCUUUUGACCAUCUACAUUUUUGAUUGCGUAGGUGGUUUGUUUAAGGUUUAUGAAAUGCUUGUUUUUAAUAUCAAACGCAACCAGUUAAAACAUUUUGUUUCUCGUGUUUGUUUAACUACAGACACCUUGUCAUAAUGUCAUAAUAUCAGUUUAAUUAAAUAAUAUGUUGUUCUAUGAGCAGAGCCUUUGAGCUGCCAAUAUUUUCGUUUCGCAUAGGUAGCAAGCAAGGGCUAAUUCUUAUGAAAUUGAUACAAGCAUGAAAAAAGAAUAAUUGAUAUUUAGUUAAAUACUGUGUGCUAUCACGUGAAACGAAAUUUGUUACGCUAAGGUUAGUAAAACGUGUUAUUAUUAUGACAAUUGUCAUGUGAAGUGUGAAGACCCAAUAUAUGUACAAUUUGCUUAUUUGAUAUUUUGUUGUCAUAAUUAAGGUCCAUUACAAAUGAUGUAAUACAACCUAUUCAAUUACAUACAUACUAUCAAUAGUUAUUAAUAUAAUUAUACCUAUAUUUAUGCCCCCCUUCGAAGAAGAGGGGGUAUAUUGCUUUGCUCAUGUCGGUCGUUCUGUCGGUCGGUCCGUCCACCAUGUGGUUUCCGGAUGAUAACUCAAGAACGCUUGGGCCUAGGAUCAUGAAACUUCAUAGAAACAUUGAUCAUGACUCGCAGAUGAACCCUAUUGAUUUUGAGGUCAUUAGGUCAAAGGUCAAGGUCAUGGUGACCCGAAAUAGUAAAAUGGUUUCCGGAUGAUAUCUAAAGAACGCUUAUGCCUAGGAUCAUGAAACUUCAUAGGUACUUUGAUCAUGACUCGCAGAUGACCCCUAUUGAUUUUCAGGUCACUAGGUCAAAGGUCAAGGUGACCCGAAAUAGUAACAUGGUUUCGGGAUGAUAACUGAAGAACGCUUAAGCCUAGGAUCAUGAAACUUGAUAGGUAAAUUGAUCAGGACUUGCAGAUGACCCCUAUAGAUUUUCAGGUCACUAGGUCAAAGGUCAAGGUCACAGUGACAAAAAACAUAUUCACACAAUGGCUGUCAUUACAACGUAGAGCCCAUAUGGGGGGCAUGCAUGUUUUACAAACAGCCCUUGUUAAUUAAACAUGUAUGAAUUGUUGCAAUGCAACAUAUUUUUUUUCUUUUUCUUUUUUGUAAAUUCAUGUAUUAUUUAUGUUGUAAACACUGUAUGCUUACUUAGUCCACUUGGGCUUUUGGCUUUCUGGAUGUGUUGUUUAAUAAACAAUAAACAAUAUGUAAGACAUAUCAAACGUACUGAUAAAUACUAUUGUUUAUAUAGCAUUCAACAUGACUUUUGGACCAUGUAUAUGUUAAUUUCGUAGGUGACCUGUACAGGGUUUAUACAAUGAUAUUAAAUAUAAAUUAAUAUCAAACGUUGUCUUUUCAGUGCAUUUUGUUGUGUUUGUUUAUUUAGAUAAUUGAACUGAUUUAUAACAUCCAUUUAACAAAGUUCAUUGUUUCCAGAGCCUAUAUUUCCGUUUCGUACAGGUAGACUGUACGGGCCGACGUUUAUGCGAUUAUUACAUGCAUGUGUUUUAAUUGACUUUUAUUUUAGAAGAUCUGUCAACAAGUCUUUAACAAGCCUGUUACUAUCACAAACUGUUCUACUAACCUUAAACAUAUGAUGUAUAUAUAAAUGUACUAGUAACAUACAAAUAUUCAUAAUAAAACCGACUAUGUUAAUUCUGAUUAGUACAAAGUGUUUUUAUUAGUACAUCUUGCUUAUGGAGACCUAAUAAAUGUAAAUUACAUUAUAUUUUGUAUAUUGCAUUAAAUUGAGUUUAUUAGCCUCAUACACUCUGACGCACUUAGGAUAUAUUUAAUUACAUGUAUACUUUCGAUAAUUAUUUAUGUUCUAGUGUAAUGUAUAAUAACUCAUAAUGUAUAAUAAAUCAUGUAUGCACCGUUGUAACCAAACGAUUUUAUUUCUUUUCAUGACUUUAUUUUGUAUAAUCAUAAACUGUGUAUUGUGUAAACACUGUAUCAUGUAUGCUUGAUUUGUCCACUUGGGCUUUUGGCCUUCUGGAUGGAUUGUUUAAUAAACUAUGUUCU
Dreissena polymorpha is the source of this 7407-nucleotide messenger RNA. RefSeq lists its product as uncharacterized. Lineage: Eukaryota; Metazoa; Mollusca; Bivalvia; Myida; Dreissenidae. Gene Ontology annotation, molecular function: zinc ion binding; cysteine-type peptidase activity. The record is from RefSeq and is a predicted model, not a curated record. The transcript has 23 exons. Gene Ontology annotation, biological process: proteolysis. Bases 196 to 2523 code for a protein of 775 amino acids.